CACGAUGAUACACACGAGUAGUAAGUUACCGAAGCAAUAACACAUCUGCCUGUCGUAUUCGUUGGUUGAUGGACGUACCUGCAGAUAGGGUCUCAGUGUCCGACAGAAAUACGAAACUUUCCGAAAUGCUGUUUAAGUUUAUAACAGUCAUCCUGAUAAGUUAUGUAGCCUUCCACUCCGUCUCUGGGACAGUGAUUGACCUGUUGCAGUUGGAUGAUACAACGUGCCCUUACGAGAUCCAUCAUCUUAAUGAGUACAGCACGUACGAAGUGAGAUGGGAUGGGCGUAUACUACCCUAUGACUGUAAAAUGUCAUUCAUUGGUAGAGACUCAACUGAUGCGUCAGUAAGCUUCCAGGUCUGCGUGAAAGCCCAAACAUUUGACGUCAACGACUGUGAUUUCAAAAUGAAAUACUUCAGUGGUUACAACUCCGUUUCAGCAGCGAGGGAGUACUCCUGUUAUGGCGGAUUACCUCCGAUGUUUUGUGCCGACGAGGACGAAUAUCUCGACCUCAAAUUCCAAGUAACAGACUCCUCUGCAUCUUCAUUGACCUUGAUUGUUACAGCAGAGAAGAAAUAUGAACACCAGCGUGUCUUCUUGUACGUGGGUGUUGGCUUAGCUGUCACUGCCUGUUCAGUGGUGUUUUUAUUACUGUUUAUACUGUACCGGAAGAGGCAACAACAACGAAGCCAGGGACUAAUAAUGCAACAUACCACACCCAUGAUACAAAGUCCCACCAUGUACGCCUCGGCACCACUGAACCAACCAUACGUACAACCUGUACAAGGUGUCCAUCCAGCACCGCCAAUGGUCUUUCAACAUUCAACACCUAUCCCUCCUCCGCCGUAUUCCGAAUCGUCUACAGAGGAACCAAAGCUGCCUCUGUCUUAUUAGGAAACCUUUCAAAACACCCAGAAACAUAGCUUACAGCAUCCUGAGUUCAUUUUAUUUUAUUAAGGAUAUCACUUUUCAUUCGCCAGAAGGUUUACACUUCUGUUCAUUAGAUAUAUGUGCCAUAGAGUGUUUUAUAAUAGGUAGGUGUUAUUGUAGAUGUUGAGAUCUAUAUAAAAAAGUAAUUAUAUGUAUGUAUGUAUGUAUGUAUGUAUGUAUGUAAAGGUCCCAUUUUUUUCUUUUAUAAGUGGUCCUUGAUUUAUCACAAAGCCAUCAUAAUGCUGGUGACAUUACAGCAAGGUUUUAUUACAAACUCCAUAUACGUCACGAUAAAACACACACAUAUUUUAGAUACCUUUACAAAUGUUAUUUUCCAAGUAAUACAACAUAUGAAUUUGUUUUCAUUUGAACUAAAGUAGUUGUAUAUUACAAGUAAAUUGUUUAUAUACAAUUGUAUUGUUCAGCAGGUGUAAAUACUAUAAUGAAAUACUUUCAAUAUUUUUAAUGAUUUUAUCAAGCAAAUGAUUUUCAAUAUAUUUCUAAUGAAAACUUUUCUCAUGGUUUCUGUAUUUUGUCGUAUUUUGUAUGUAUGACAUUGACGUAUUGCCUGACACUCGGUUUUACAUGUAAUCACAGUUCUUGGUAUGCGAUAUAUAUACAUGGAGUGAAAACAACUUCUCAGCAUCACUGCACUGAUCAACAACUGUACAAGAAAUUGCAUGUUUGAAACUUUUGUGAUUUGAAUGUCAUUUAAAAACAACUAUUGUUAGUCUGCAGGUUGCUGACUUUACAAGUUUGUCAUAUUAUUUCCUGUAAACAUUGUCUUACAGGUAUGUUUACUUAGUAUGGUAUCUAUUAGUGUAUGCUGAUGCUUUUAAUUUUAUAGAUAUUGUUGAUGGUAGCUUUGUCACAUAGAAUAGUGAAAAAAGGUGAACUGAAGAUUUAUUGUUAGUGUUUUUUUUUUUUUUCAUGAUUAAAAUAUUUUGAUUUCUGUGAUAAUGUCAUGUAGUAUUAGAGUUUAUUUUAUAUUGUUAUAUUACAACCAUUUUGUUAAAUAAUGCAAAGGUUACAUGUUUAAAAU
Messenger RNA from Mizuhopecten yessoensis (Yesso scallop), 1971 nucleotides. RefSeq lists its product as uncharacterized. The coding region runs from base 69 to 893 and encodes 274 amino acids. The record is from RefSeq and is a predicted model, not a curated record. The transcript is spliced from 6 exons. Lineage: Eukaryota; Metazoa; Mollusca; Bivalvia; Pectinida; Pectinidae.